AUGGAAUCAUGUGGAAAUCCGUUAUACCUUCAAUGGGUAAACGAAUGGAUGCAAGAAGCAAAAGAAAAAAAUCAUAAAUCUUAUAACAUUUUUAAAACAGCAUAUAACUCAUUAUUAUCAUGUCCCAUAACAUUUUCAGAACCAAGAGAAGCAAAAAAACUAAAAGGAAUAGGAAACAUUAUAUGUGGACGUAUAGAAAAACGAUUAAAAGAAUAUCAACAAUCUCAUGUAAAUAAAAAUACGGAGGAUCAAAAUAAUACCAAAGAAAUUGAUAUUAAUUCUAAUUUACACUUAAAUCCAAUAACACAAAAUUCUCAACAAAAAGGGAAUAAAACACGAACACAAAAAACAUAUAUACCUGGAUAUGGAUCCAAACCUUUUGCAAUACUUAUUGCCUUAUUUAAGUUUAAUGAAGACACAUCUGUUUCAAAAGAUGAAAUAUUAAAUAUUGCAAAACAUUAUUAUGAUACCAGUGAUCACAAAAAUAUAUAUUCAUUAUGGUACGGAAUGAAAAUUUUACUAGAAAAAGAAUAUGUAUAUAAAACUGUCAACCCAACUAGGUACUAUCUUACUGAUUAUGGAAGAGAAAUAGCUACCGUUAUUUCUAACAUAACAUUUUCAAAAGAAAAAAUAACAGAAAAUAGCAAUUAUUUAUUAUAUAAGAAAAAUAUUAAACAAAAUUUUAUUAACAAAGAAAACACCAUUAAACAAUCUCACAUAUCAAAGAAAUUUAGAAAACAAAAAAACGAAUAUCAUGAUAAAAUGUAUCUAACUAAAGUUUCAAAUCAAAUUACAAAAAUUACUGCAAAACAAUCACCAGAAAAUACUCCAAGCACAUUUAUGCAAAAUAUAGCCGUAGACUCCAAAAUAAUUCAACAAAAUUCAUAUUCUAUUAUAUUAUUAUUGGAUUUACGAGAAAUGAAGACAGAAAAAGAUAAAGAAUUUAUCCAGAAUCGUCUAAAAGAAGAAUCUAUCAAUUUUGAGUUUAGAACACUAGAAUUAGGAGACAUUUUAUGGAUUGCAAGAUGCAAUAUAACUAAAAAAGAUUACAUUUUAGAUUUUAUUAUUGAAAGAAAAAAAUUAAGUGAUCUUGCAAGUAGCAUCAAAGAUGGAAGAUUUCAUGAGCAAAAGUUUCGUCUUUCUAAAUCAGGAUUAAAACAUGUUAUAUAUCUCAUCGAGAAUUACAAUUAUAAUUCAACUGACUUACAAAUAGAAACCAUACAGUCGGCUAUUUCAAGUACCCAAGUUAUUAAUGGUUUUUUUGUAAAAAGAGUUGCAGGAUUAACAGAGACAAUCAAAUAUAUAUCAAGGCUUACAAGAUAUAUACUAUAUACAUAUCAGACUCAAGAUCUAUACAUUAUCCCUAGCUAUCAUAUCAAUUCACAAACAUAUAUAAUUCAAAAAAAUAAAAUAAAUUUAAUUUAUCCAGAACGUUCCUACGUUAUCGAAUAUAGUACAUUUUCAGAUUUUUUAUCAAAAACAACAUCACUAACAUUAGGCGAUUUAUUUCUUAAAAUGCUGUUAACAAUCAAAGGAGUAAGCCCGGAAAAAGCAAUUGAAAUACAAAAACAUUUUCCAACCCUAAGUGAUUUAUUAACAUCAUAUUCUAAGGAGACAUCAGAGUAUCAACGAGAAAUCAUGAUAGCAAAAAAAUGCGUAAAUUAUGGUAGAAAAAAUAUAUCCUAUUCAUUAUCUUCAAAAAUAUACAAGAUAUUCCAAUAA
Messenger RNA from Pneumocystis jirovecii RU7, 1722 nucleotides. RefSeq lists its product as uncharacterized. The coding region runs from base 1 to 1722 and encodes 573 amino acids. The record is from RefSeq and is a predicted model, not a curated record. Gene Ontology annotation, biological process: double-strand break repair via break-induced replication; DNA catabolic process; mitotic intra-S DNA damage checkpoint signaling. Gene Ontology annotation, molecular function: 3'-flap endonuclease activity; crossover junction DNA endonuclease activity; DNA binding. The transcript has 5 exons. Lineage: Eukaryota; Fungi; Ascomycota; Pneumocystomycetes; Pneumocystales; Pneumocystaceae. Gene Ontology annotation, cellular component: nucleus; Holliday junction resolvase complex.